Molecule: messenger RNA, 1419 nt
Organism: Aspergillus clavatus NRRL 1
Lineage: Eukaryota; Fungi; Ascomycota; Eurotiomycetes; Eurotiales; Aspergillaceae
Product: Zn(II)2Cys6 transcription factor
Exons: 3
Coding region: 1-1419 (472 amino acids)
Biological process (GO): regulation of transcription by RNA polymerase II; DNA-templated transcription
Cellular component (GO): chromatin
Molecular function (GO): DNA-binding transcription factor activity, RNA polymerase II-specific; zinc ion binding; RNA polymerase II cis-regulatory region sequence-specific DNA binding
Source: RefSeq, a predicted model, not a curated record
AUGCGCGCUAUCCCAUGCGACGGUGCAUAUCCCAGUUAUCCCAGUAUAUCAGUAAUCCCAAUUCAACAUCCCAUUAUCCCUCAUUCCUCACUCCGCUGGCGACAUAAUCCGCUUUGCUCCUGUACUAUGGAAUCGGAGUCCUCCCAGACGCAGGCUCUGUUCCAUUGCGCCCAUCCCGGCUGCCACCGUAGUUACCGGCGCAAGGAGCACCUGAACCGGCAUGCUGCCAGCCACCGUCAGGUCGCCCCAGUGGGAUGCCCCUAUUGCUCCAGUGUUUUUGCUAGAAAUGAUACUCUGCGUCACCACAUUCGUCAACGCCACAAAGACAAACAUGUCGACCACACGCGCGCCGUGAAGGCGUGCGAGUACUGCCGUGCGCAGCGCUCGCGAUGUCGUGGGAGGGAGAAGGCCCCCUGUGAGGCGUGUGUGCAGCGCGGGAUAUCGUGCUCCUUGGCCGUGGUACUGGUCUCCUCAUCAGGGUCAGCGUCAACGUCAGCACCAGCGACACCGCGACACGAUGGACAGAGUACACAGCGUGCAGUGCACAACAGCAGUUCGUCAGAGACAUCGCCGGGCGACAUGCGCUUCAGCCCUAGGUCACUCGAGCGGGGUACAGUCAACGUCAAACCGUUCGUUGAGGCCUUUUUCGAGCGAUUCCAUCCUAGUUGGCCGUUCCUCCAUCGUGCGACGUUCGAUCCGGCGCAUGAACCACCGUUUCUGCUGCAAUCUGUCUUGAUGAUCGGACUCUGGGUGAUGGGGGAUCCCAAGAGACAAGAGGCGGCGUGUGCGCUGCACGAAAAGCUAUGUUUAUCCAUCUACCAGCAAAAGGACAAAUGGGAGGUUACAGACCUGGACAGCGCAAAGCCAACUCCCUGGCCAAUGGCCACCUAUCAAGGCAUCCUGCUGCAUAUCAUCUUCGCCCUCCUCCGACAGGACCCAACGCAUCUGAACAUCAGCUUCACCUACACUCUCCCCCGACUCCCCUCGCAGCUGCUCACCACGCUCGUCUACACCUGUCUGCGUCAAAAGAUGUUCUUCUACCCCACGAUCCUAGGGCAGUUCAUCCCGGGGUCCGUCCCGGACUCAUUCAUCUGGAUCGGCAUCGAGGAGAUCAAGCGGUUCGCGCUGGCGUUGUACAAGGUAUGCAGACUCUGCAUCGUGCACGACGACACGGGCCACACGACGCAGAUGCACGGUCCACCAACCGUAACAGGCCACGCCCGCACCUUGGUCUCGCUGGAGGAUCUGCAGUUCGCGCUGCCGGACAGCGAUGAUCUGUGGCACGCGAGUUCUGAUCUGGCGGCGCGGUUGGCCGAGGAUGGGUCCAUGGCGUAUAAGAACAAGAAUGCCGAGGCGAAUUGGAUCUCGCAAUCGGUGCGGCUGUUGCGCAAGAAUGAGGUCGGGUUUGAUUGGAUUUGA